Molecule: messenger RNA, 835 nt
Organism: Clunio marinus
Lineage: Eukaryota; Metazoa; Arthropoda; Insecta; Diptera; Chironomidae
Source: the annotation of a GenBank genome assembly
UUUUGACUUGUUGGCGAUCAAGAAGUGAUCGGUCUGGAAACAGUUUCUUUUAAGUUUUUAUCAUCAAUAGUUCGUGAUAUGAAGUGGCUAUUAAGCUUUCUUGUUCUCGGUUUCAAUUUGUUAUCGUUUGCUCAGCAUAUUACUUUAGAAAUUCCACAGCAUCAUGUCAACGAAGCAACAGAAUCAGAAGAGUCAUCAUUUACAACUUAUAUAACAAAGAAAUACUUCUUCGUGACAUUUUUCAAGGCAAAUUUCUUUCGAGCUCAUCAAUAUUGCCAACUCAAUAACAUGGAACUUUUAACCAUCGACUCAAAGGAAGAGGAGAGUGUUUUCAUGAAUUUAAUUAAUGCCAAAGAUUUUGAGUUUAAAACAGCGAAAGAUUUUUGGACGAGUGGCAAUGACUUAGGUGAGGAAGGCAAAUUUUACUUUCUCACAAAUGGGAAAUCUGUUGGAAAAUUAAACUGGGCUAAAAAUGAGCCCAACAAUGGUCGAAGAGCUGACAGCAAUGAAACUGAAAAUUGUAUGGGAUACACAAUGACAGAGAAUCUAAAAUUUUACCGACUUUUCGAUCGAUUUUGUUCCAUCAAAUCGAAUUUCAUUUGUCAAAGCAUUGAGUAGACAUUGUGGAGAUUCUCUGAAUUUUACAACAUCAGAAUAAUGCAACAAAUGAACUUUUAUUCAAAAAUUACUUUUAGCAAUAAAUAAAAUAAUUUCUAUCAGUGCAACUUUAAGCGUUGCAACUUUUUGGUUGUCUCAUUUAGAAAACAUAAAGAAACAAAUUGUGAUUGUAUUCAUUUCAAUAUUUUAUGCACAGCUUUAUUUGUAUACCUAUAUG